Oncorhynchus nerka (sockeye salmon) is the source of this 3097-nucleotide messenger RNA. Its product is annotated as transcriptional repressor scratch 1-like. Lineage: Eukaryota; Metazoa; Chordata; Actinopteri; Salmoniformes; Salmonidae. The coding region runs from base 672 to 1520 and encodes 282 amino acids. The record is from RefSeq and is a predicted model, not a curated record. Gene Ontology annotation, molecular function: RNA polymerase II cis-regulatory region sequence-specific DNA binding; DNA-binding transcription factor activity, RNA polymerase II-specific. Gene Ontology annotation, biological process: regulation of DNA-templated transcription. The transcript is spliced from 2 exons.
UCCUAACAGCUGAUCAACAGACUUCAGAAAGCCCAAGACCUUCAACAGAGUUCAGCACGGAGAGAGAGCGAAAGGGGGGGAAAGCCGGAGCUAGCUGAGAGGCAGCGUUUUCAUGAGUGACUUUUCUGCCAUCCUCUAUUACAAUGAGUGGUAAAUAUUUACGUGGGAACUGUCAAAUACUCCAUUAAUAAAGGGACGCUCUGUGAAGUUUAAAACGAGCCAAAUCCUGGGAGCAGUUACCAGACUCUUUUCUAGGGUCGACCUGUGAGGAGACUGAGUACAGCUGCACGAGGAAGACAGAGAGCGAGGAGAAGAGCGAAGGAACGGAUCUCUCACUGUCUCACAGCGGGGGUGCUGUCCAGUGCUGAAGACUGCCUGCCUAUACAUGCACGCAGCACUGAAAGGGAGCUAUCCAGUGCUGAAGUUGCAUUUCUUACCAGCGGAACACGGCGCUGUCGCACGUAAACCAGCAGCUCAACAAAGACUAGCAGCGUGAGGAUUCGGAAGGGAUCUCAGGCUUUUCUCCCUGCGCUGGCAUCUGAUCACACACAAAUCGGCUUGCUGAAGAGCGAUUCAGCCCGUAUAUACAGCUAGUCCCUUUUCAGCCCGCCUUGCAUGAGGAGUGACCCAUUGAACCACAGGACAAGUGUUGUUUUGUGCAGCGUAGAACCAUGCCAAGAUCUUUUCUGGUCAAAAAGGUUAAGCUCGAUGAUUUCUCAUCUGCUGAUCUGGAGAGAAAUUAUGGCAGGUCGAGGACUGACCUCAGCCUCCGCUUUCAUGAAAAAGGGUACAUCAGUGACUACAUGACCCCGUCUGUCUACGACGGCGAAAGUGACAAUGGCAUCCACAGCGAAAAAGGCCCCUCUCCCAGCCCCAUCUACAAUGGCAUCCACAGCGACUACGGAGCACCAGACUCGGACCAGCCCGACAGCCCCCAUUCCGAGAUCUCCUCCGGCUACAUCAACGGAGACACCGCAGUGAGCGAGGGCUACACGGUAGACGCCUUCUUCAUCACGGACGGAAGGUCGAGGAGAAAAGUUAUCAGCAGCCCCAGGACCAUACAGCGUCACACAUGCAACGAGUGUGGAAAGACGUACGCCACGUCCUCCAACCUGAGCCGGCACAAGCAGACCCACCGGAGUCUGGAAAGCAAGAUGGCCAAGAAGUGCCCCACCUGUGGGAAGGUGUACGUGUCCAUGCCCGCCAUGGCCAUGCAUCUGCUCACCCACGACCUCAAGCACAAGUGUGACUUAUGUAGCAAGGCCUUCAGUAGACCUUGGCUGCUGCAGGGACACAUGCGGUCUCACACCGGCGAGAAGCCCUUUGGAUGCGCACACUGCGGAAAGGCGUUCGCCGACCGCUCUAACCUCCGCGCUCACAUGCAGACGCACUCCGCCUUCAAGCACUACAAGUGUAAGAGAUGCAACAAGACCUUUGCUCUAAAGUCCUACCUUAACAAGCACUACGAGUCCGCCUGCUUUAAGGGAGAGUUCUCACCUAUGAGCUCCAUUGACGACUGACUUCCAGUACCCAUGAACAUGUAAUGAAACUUCUUCCAACGGCAUCCCUAUAUUAUUCCCUAGACAACCUGUUCCAUGGUGACAGCACAGGUCUUAUACCCUCCUGCAGCAAACAGCAUCACUAAGGACAUGUGGGAUUACUCAUGUAGCCUAUACCCAAACUUUUAUUUCCAUUGGCUAUCCUCCCUUGAUUGUUAUAACAACAACAAUUUGUUCAAGUAUUAUGAGCUGAAAUAUCAUAUGUUUGCCAAACUCACAGGACAUUGAAAAUGUCUCAAUUUCUCUCAAAGGUCAAACCUUUUAAAGUAUUGGACAAUAUUGUACUGGUGUUAAUGGACACAGAAGUGUUCAAGGUUGAGGUAAACCUAUUUAUUUAUUCACUUAUUUAUGUAGGCCUAUCUAUUUAUUCACUUAUUUAUGUAGGCCUAUCUAUUUAUUCACUUAUUUAUGUAGGCCUAUCUAUUUAUUCAUUUAUUUAUGUAGGCCUAUCUAUUUAUUCACUUAUUUAUGUAGGCCUAUCUAUUUAUUCACUUAUUUAUGUAGGCCUAUCUAUUUAUUCAUUUAUUUUUACUUCAAGUUUGUUUAGAAUCUUCAUUUGCACUUUAAUUUACUUUUUUUUUGCAAGCCUUCGUCGUGAAUAUGCCAAAGCAUUUGACACUUUCUAAAUAUCCUCUUAUUUUAUUUGCCACUUUAUAAACCUAUUGCAUGCAACAAAAAAACAAAAAAACGAUAAUACUGAAAUCUAUGCCAAUUUAAUGAAGCUUUGGAUUUUUGCCAAAAUCUAGAUAGCAUCCGGCGGCAAUAUUUCUUGGGAGUCUUAUCAUAAAAAACUAUAGAGCAAUAAUGCAUGGUAUUAGUAACGCGUAAUAAUAAUGACAUCAUCUUUCUAUCCAGUACUCUUAGUAGUCAUACACAUUGAAUAUCAGGGAAAAGCCCGUGAGUGUGGUAUUUAAUGGAUAAACCCAUGGAGUGGGUCCUUUUGUAAAUGGUUACGCAACUGCCUGACACGUCUUAGAACGUCGACUUCUGGUGCUAAUGGAAUAGUUCCAGAACAAUCCAGAACAUCUCACCACCAAGUCUGUGGAAUGAACACCCGAGGCCCAAACGUAGGCGGAGCUACCCCGUAUCACAUCUCUCACAGGUGGGCAAGCUUGGGGGUCACUUCUGAGAUCCCUUGCACUGCACCAGAGCUCAAAAUGAUCAACACAAUAAGAUGACCUUAUUCUAGCCAUGAUAAAGUCCAUUCAUCGUAUUAAAGCACUUCCUUAUACUACGAACGUUUCAACUUUUUAAAGAUAGUAGCACAAGUAUAGAUUCAGGUAGAAAGGCCUUGUAUUAGCUAUAGGCUAACCGCUGUUUUUGUACAAUGCUGAUCAAAGGAACAUAACUGUUUAUUACAAGAUGCCUUGUACAUAACCCUUUGAUGAAUAUUUCUACAAACUGUAAAGAAUCAAAUUAAUCUUAUUUCUGGAGUUAUUUUCCCUGGGAUUUUUAUGCCUAGUAUUUGAACUAUUUAAAAGCACAAUGGCAGCAGACAUUUUUGUCUCACUUCAUAAUAAAGAAUUAAUAAAGACCUA